Ilex paraguariensis (yerba mate) is the source of this 1278-nucleotide messenger RNA. Lineage: Eukaryota; Viridiplantae; Streptophyta; Magnoliopsida; Aquifoliales; Aquifoliaceae. The record is from the annotation of a GenBank genome assembly.
CUCAGAAAAAUGGAAUGGACAAGAGGCCAUACCCUUGGCCGAGGCUGCUCCGGCACCGUGUCCAUCGCCACAGCCAACAAAUCCGGUGAGAUUUUUGCCGUCAAGUCCGUCGAGCUAUCCUUAUACAAGUUCUGGCAAAGAGAGACCAAAAUUCUUUCUUCUUUGAGCAGUCCUCAAAUAGUUGGCUACAAGGGACAGGACAUUACAAUGGAGAGCAAUAAGCUUAUGUACAAUCUUUUCAUGGAAUACAUGCCCCGUGGCUCGCUUACCGAUCUAAUUCACGAGCGUGGAGGCCGGCUCGACGAAUCGAUGAUCGGAUACUACAUAAGCCAAAUUGUACAAGGGCUAGAGUACCUUCAUUCAAGUGGUAUCGUACAUUGUGACAUUAAAGGCAGGAACAUACUAAUUGGCCAAAGUGGUGCCAAAAUUGCUGACUUGGGUUGUGCCAAGUGGGUUAACCCGGUAGGCGGAACCGGUGAUCAUGAGGCUGCCGGAGUGCCAAUUGGCGGCACACCGAUGUUUAUGGCGCCGGAAGUGGCACGUGGGGAAGAGCAGGGGUACCCAGCUGAUAUAUGGGCACUUGGGUGUACAAUUAUUGAAAUGGCCACUGGUGGAUCACCGUGGCCUAAUGUUACAAACCCAGUUUCAGUACUUUACAGAAUUGCAUUUUCCGGCGAAUCGCCGGAGAUUCCAGAGUUUCUCUCCGACCAAGCAAAGGAUUUCUUAAACCUGUGCCUCAGGAGAGACCCGAAAGAGCGUUGGACCGCCAAACAACUCCUCAAACACCCAUUUAUUGAAGACCUCAAUCCUCAUGAAAAACAGAGUCAGAAUUUUGAUACAAGUUCUCCAACAAGUGUUCUUGAUCAGGGGUUUUGGAACUCAAUGGAGGAAUCAGAAACUCUUGGUGAUAUUGUACAAAAGAAUUCGUCGAAUUCUCCGGUGGAUAGGAUCAGACGGUUGUCAUUGAAUCCAAGAGUAUCAAACAGGACAUGGGGUGAGAACUGGAUCACAGUAAGAAGCAAUGAAUAUGAGCUGGGAGAUGACAAAGUUAAUGCUGAUUUUGGGUCAAUGACAGCUUUGAUCAGUGAUGAUAUGAACCUAGAAAGAACUGUUGGUGGUGAGGAUUUAAUGAAUUUCUUAGAUACCAAUAUUAGUUGUAGUAAAAGCAGUAGUGAUAUUUUAAUGGGGUGCACAUGUAUAGAUGGUGCUGUACUGACGGGGUUAAAUUUUCAGAGACACAGAGACAAAUUGGUACUAAAUGAAUCACAGUUACAGUAG